Molecule: messenger RNA, 908 nt
Organism: Gossypium raimondii (Peruvian cotton)
Lineage: Eukaryota; Viridiplantae; Streptophyta; Magnoliopsida; Malvales; Malvaceae
Product: cyclin-dependent protein kinase inhibitor SMR6
Exons: 1
Coding region: 354-680 (108 amino acids)
Biological process (GO): regulation of DNA endoreduplication
Source: RefSeq, a predicted model, not a curated record
UCAACGUUGCCCCCUCGUUUCCCCUAUAACUUCCUCCUUGCAAUUUACUGCCAUUAAUUUCUACUAUUAUUUUUGUUUAUUUAAAGCCCUUCUCAUUUAGCUGCACAACAUUUCAAUUUCUCUCAUCUUCUUCCUCCCCUUCUUCUCUUUCUUCCAUUUCCAUUCCAUAACUUUCCUUCUGCUUUCCUAUUGAUUCUCUCCGCAAAAAGAGAAAAAAAAAAGAGAAAGAAAAGCCUAAUCUUUAUUCUUUCUUCUUUAUUCCCUUACUUAUUCCUUCCCGGUUAAAGCUACACUAUUUAUAGUUGAAACUUGAAACUUGGAUUUGGGGUUUGUCUUUUUAUCCAAUCCAAGAUAUGGGGGUUUCAGGGAAGCCUCAAGUGGAUGCAGGGUUAGAAUCCGAAGGCAAAAAAUGGGUCAUUGCUGGGAUCUCUUUACGAGCUCCUUUGAAGCCUAUUUACACACAUCCAGUGGAUGAUCAGAGAGAUAAAGAUAGCACUGAUGACAAAGAAGACGAAUCCUGUUCCACCACUCCCACGGGACAAGAAGCUAGGAUUCCAACCUUACUCACAUGUCCACCUGCUCCAGUCAAGCGUAAACCUACUUUGAAGUGUAAUUAUGGAAGUGUUAGAGAGUUCUUUACUCCACCAGAUUUGGAGACUGUCUUCAUACGCCAUGUUUAAACACCUAACUCAUACUCUCACCAAACCAAGCUUGGACCAAUUUGCAUAAAAGCUUCAUAGCUUUUGCAUCUCUACCUCUAUUGUCAUCUGUUUAUCAUUUUUUUGGUACUGUUACUCUUACUUUUUUUUCUUUCUAAUUUAGGGUAUUUAAAUUGUAGUGAUCACUAGAAGUUCACGUACAGGGGGAAUCCAUAAAUAAAUAACAUGUGGAAAUUUAACUUCUUUUGA